Molecule: messenger RNA, 744 nt
Organism: Aspergillus calidoustus
Lineage: Eukaryota; Fungi; Ascomycota; Eurotiomycetes; Eurotiales; Aspergillaceae
Source: the annotation of a GenBank genome assembly
AUGGCCGCGGGCGCAUUUUUGGAGCUCCUGAUCCUUACUGCAGCAUUCUGGUCAGCGCGAGGGACUGUGGUCAACACCCAAACUCAUGCGCACGCGGAGCAUGGAGACGGAGAUGGCAUCGAACCCAGACAGCUCUGGCGUGAAAGGCUCCAGAAUAGUGCCCUAAUUCAGUCACUACACAAUUCCGCUACUUGGAUAAUAUGUGUCUUCAUCUUCAUUUACGCUGGAGUGGAAAUUGCCAUGGCGGGGUGGAUUUUCUCAUUCCUUGUCGAUCAACGAGACACAUCAUCCUUUAGGGCAGGCGUGGUGAACUUCCUUUACUGGGCUGGUCUCACCCUUGGCCGCGUGAUUCUCGGAUUCGUGACAAACUGUCUCCAUGCGGAGAAAUCGACGGUGAUGGCCUACCUGUUGGCAUGUGUGGCAUGUCACUCGGUCUUUACUCUUGUCCAUGGUUCCUUUGCGACUUCAGUGACUACAGUGACCCUGCUGGGGUUCUUCCUCGGGCCAUUGUUUCCAGAAUCCGUGAUUGCUCUGGUUCAGCUGUUGCCCAAGGAGCUUCACAUUGCCGGUGUCGGCAUGGCAGUGACUUUGGGAAGUGCCGGUGGAUGCGUGUUUCCGUUUAUAAUCGGGACACUCGCAAACGUUGCGGGUAUCAAAGUCUUACCGUUGGUAAUCCUUGUGAUGCUUGUUAGUUGCUCCUUACUAUGGCUCUUUUUUGUUUUUGUCUCGAAAAGAAGAUUAUGA